AUGUUUCAUCCAUGGUUCAAAACUUGUGAUGUACUUUUACGAAGCGAAACGAAUGAAAAUCAAAGGAGGCUAAGAGAUUACAAGAAUUACAAGAAUUUGUAUGAAGAACGGCCUUUUCUUAAAUUGCAUAUGCCUGAUAUACGCGUGCAUUUUAAAGGAAACUAUGAAGAAUUACUGAAUGCAGUCGACGACAUUGUGAAUAAGAACAAAGAAGGAUAUGUUGGUGUAUUUAUGCAGAUUUCUUCUUGGCCUUCUAAUGGAGAACUAGGAUUAGCAGCUUUCAUAUUUUCUAUCUUGGGGAUUAUUUCUCUCGCACGCAGGCGCAAGGAGUUGCCUUUACGUUAUUAA
This is a messenger RNA of Dracunculus medinensis (Guinea worm), 348 nucleotides long. Lineage: Eukaryota; Metazoa; Nematoda; Chromadorea; Rhabditida; Dracunculidae. The record is from the annotation of a GenBank genome assembly.